Messenger RNA from Metschnikowia bicuspidata var. bicuspidata NRRL YB-4993, 840 nucleotides. RefSeq names its product uracil-DNA glycosylase. Gene Ontology annotation, biological process: base-excision repair; base-excision repair, AP site formation via deaminated base removal. Gene Ontology annotation, molecular function: uracil DNA N-glycosylase activity. The transcript has a single exon. The record is from RefSeq and is a predicted model, not a curated record. The annotation marks the transcript as partial. Lineage: Eukaryota; Fungi; Ascomycota; Pichiomycetes; Serinales; Metschnikowiaceae. Gene Ontology annotation, cellular component: nucleus; mitochondrion.
GAAUAUGUUAACUUUUGUUCCAGGCACAACUUUGACAAAAAUGAAUGGAUUGCUGGGCUCACGGCAGAGGAGCGUGGUCUUCUCCAGCUUGAAAUCGAACACUUACACGUGACGUGGCUAGCCCUUUUACACAAGGAACUCAUCAAACCAUACUUCAUUUGCUUGAAGCAGUUUCUUCAUUCCCAGAAAGGGAAGACUAUCUUUCCGCCACCAAAAGACAUAUACUCCUGGUCUCAUUAUACGCCGCUUCCUGAAGUGAAGUGUCUAGUCUUAGGGCAGGACCCGUAUCACAAUUUCAACCAGGCCCACGGGUUGGCGUUUCUGGUUUUGGAGCCUACGCGUCCACCCCCAUCACUCCUUAAUAUUUACAAGGCGCUAAAACUCGACUUUCCCGAUUUCGUGGCCCCGGACUACAAGAAGCUCUUAAAGGAGGGCAAGCCAGGUGGUGGAAAUUUGACGAAAUGGGCUAAGAGGGGAGUGCUCAUGUUGAAUGCUUGUCUUACUGUGGAGGCUCACAAAGCAAACAGUCAUGCCAACCGCGGCUGGGAGCAGUUUACAGAAAAAGUGAUCGAGACGGCGAUCACCUACGCAAGAGAGAAUAAGAAGCAGGGCCUUGUCAUCAUGGCCUGGGGGACCCCCGCCCAAAAACGGGUGGCCAAAUUUUCUCUACAGUUGUCCAAAAAAGAGGUGCCGUUCUUGGUUUUGAAAUCGGUGCAUCCAUCCCCCUUGUCUGCUAGCCGGGGUUUUUUCGAUCUGCAUGUAUUCGAAAAAUGCAACCGCUGGUUGAAGGAACAAGGAAGAGAGCCAAUAAACUGGGGGUUGGUUGAGAUGAACAACGUU